ACUUUCGUGCAAAAUGAAGGGGAGGAGGGGAAGAUUUGAAAAUGAUAAAGUUUGCCCUGUGCACUGUCUUGACUCAAAGGAUUUGCCUUUUAAUGAGUUUACAAAAGAUAUUUCAGACCUUAAAUUGAAAUUAGCGUUAUGGGAGUUUGGGCACUGUGAUCCAAAGAAGUGUAGCGGCAGGAAACUUUUGCGUUUGAAGAUUGCGUUCAAGUUAAGACCUAAUCAAAAGUUCCGAGGACUCGUUCUUAGCCCCGUUGGGAGAUUAUUUGUAUCACCCAGCGAUCGUUUGAUUGUAAUUAGAAACGGGAUUGCCGCCGUUGACUGCUCUUGGGCCAAGCUUGAAAAGGUUCCUUUCAAUAAAAUAAGGAACCACAAUGAAAGACUUUUACCCUACUUGGUUGCCUGUAACCCUAUUAAUUACGGGAGACCUUGGAAACUUAACUGUGUGGAGGCUUUUGCUGCUUGUCUUUAUAUAUGUGGAGAAAUGGAAGAAGCGGAGAAAAUAUUAGACAAGUUCAAGUGGGGCCAUUCUUUCCUAGAGUUGAAUGGCGAACUGUUAGAGGCUUACUCCAACUGCGUGACUAGCAAUGAUGUUCGCGAGGUUCAGGCAAAGUUUAUAGCUAACGUGGAGAAAUUGGAAAAAGGAAAAAUCAUAAAUACUGAAGAGGAUAUUGAGGCCUGUUACUUUAACUUUCCUAGUCUUGUGAAUCCUAAUCGCCCCACUGUACAAAGCGAAGAAGCGUUAGACUGUUCCUAUUCGUCGGGAGAGGAGAAGUAAGAAGGAGUAUAUAUAGGAAGCUUAUCCAGUUGUAGAUCGCGAGAGGGGCAUUUAAGCGAGACUGUUUUAGAAGAUUUCAAUUGCUCGCCGACCUGAUUAUCUCUAGGGACCAGUUUUUUAAGCACCUCCUUCGUUGUCCUGGUCCCCCCGCAUUCUGUGUCUGGCCCCGAUAUAUUGUUUAGCAAAGCUACUGAGCACGAGACCGAAAUGUUCGGGUAUUUAUGCUACUUAACUUAUUUUUUUGGCUACCGGUAUAAGAUUAAUAAAAGU
Zophobas morio is the source of this 1048-nucleotide messenger RNA. Its product is annotated as 18S rRNA aminocarboxypropyltransferase-like. Bases 14 to 778 code for a protein of 254 amino acids. The transcript is spliced from 9 exons. Lineage: Eukaryota; Metazoa; Arthropoda; Insecta; Coleoptera; Tenebrionidae. The record is from RefSeq and is a predicted model, not a curated record. Gene Ontology annotation, molecular function: rRNA small subunit aminocarboxypropyltransferase activity. Gene Ontology annotation, biological process: maturation of SSU-rRNA.